AGUGUCCAAUAAUUCAAGUUCAGAAAAGUGAGCUUCUAUAUGUGUCAAGCAUAUAUAUCAAUUUUAUGGUUCCUUUGUGUUUUGCUGAAUGAACUCAUCUCUGUAAUGGAGUUUUUCAUCACUCAAAUAUCUCUUUUUGUUUUUGUUUUCACUGCUACGUCAACUACACUACUGAACCCUGUAUAUGGCGGCGGUUGUGAUUUUCCAGCCAUCUUCAAUUUUGGUGCCUCAAACUCAGAUACUGGAGGCUACGCUGCUGCCUUUGAAGGACCAAAACCACCACAUGGAGACACUUAUUUUCACAGACCCGCUGGAAGGUACUCUGAUGGCCGAAUCAUCAUUGAUUUCAUAGCACAAAGUUUUGGACUUACAUAUCUUAGUGCGUAUCUUGACUCUCUGGGAUCAAACUUCUCUCAUGGUGCAAACUUUGCAACAUUAGGAUCAACAAUUAUACUCCCUAAGAGUGUUAAACCUCGAGGUAGUCCUUUCUUCUUAGGAGUUCAGUACCUUCAAUUCAAAGAGUUUAAAGCAAGAUCACAAUUCAUAAAAGAUCAAGGUGGCAUGUUUUCAACGUUGAUGCCCAAAGAAGAGUAUUUUUCUAGAGCUUUAUACACAUUUGAUAUUGGUCAAAAUGAUCUUAUUGAUGCCUUUUCUGGUAACACGACUAUACAACAAGUCAGUGAUUCUAUACAUGAUAUGGUCGACAAUUUCGUAGCGAAUAUUAAGAACAUAUAUGAUUUGGGGGCUAGAUCGUUUUGGAUACACAACACAGGACCAAUCGGGUGCCUCCCUGGCAUAUUGACUAAAUUUCCAUCUGCCGAAAGAGAUAGUUCUGGUUGUGCAAAGCAAUAUAAUGAAGUAGCACAAUAUUUCAACAAAGAAUUGAAGGAAGCAUUAGCUAAACUUCAUGAGGACCUUUUGGUUUCAAUGGCAUAUGUAGAUAUCUACUCAGCUAAGUACUCUCUAUUUUGCAAUCCAAAGAAAUAUGGAUUUGAGCACCCACUAGUUACUUGUUGUGGCUAUGGAGGAAAAUACAAUUAUAUAGAUGGAGUUGUAUGCGGGGGAACUAUAACCGUAGAUGGUGAUAAAAUUUUUGUGGGCUCUUGUGAAAAACCAUCCACUAGAGUGAUAUGGGAUGGGUACCACUACACUGAGGCAGCUAACAAAGUUGUAUUUGAUCUAAUAUCUACGGGAGCUUUUUCAGAUCCACCCAUUCCCUUGAAUAUGUCAUGUAGUAGAAAUUUCAUAGGAGGUGCAAGAAGAAGUAUUUCUAGCCCAAGAAAAAAGGAUUUUGAUGAAGACAAUCAAUAGCAUGAAGAAGGAUGCUUUAAGUCUCAAGUCUAGUAAAUUUGUUAUAUUAGUAUAUUUGUUAUAUUUUUUAGAUUUCAUGUAUGUCAUGAUGUAUCAUUAAUUAAUCUCAAAUCAAUUGUUCUCAAUCAAUAUGCAAAUGAUAUUCAAAUGGGUUGUCUAAAUAACUCAUGCUCAAUUUUGGGUUAUAUCACCCAUUGCCUUGUUGUACCAGUUAUAUUGUGACAUGUGUCACGUUAUUAUCCACAUCACUUUUAAUA
This is a messenger RNA of Lotus japonicus, 1568 nucleotides long. RefSeq names its product GDSL esterase/lipase ENOD8-like. The record is from RefSeq and is a predicted model, not a curated record. Bases 40 to 1311 code for a protein of 423 amino acids. Gene Ontology annotation, molecular function: hydrolase activity, acting on ester bonds. Lineage: Eukaryota; Viridiplantae; Streptophyta; Magnoliopsida; Fabales; Fabaceae. The transcript is spliced from 5 exons.